Molecule: messenger RNA, 1734 nt
Organism: Megalops cyprinoides (Indo-Pacific tarpon)
Lineage: Eukaryota; Metazoa; Chordata; Actinopteri; Elopiformes; Megalopidae
Gene: nrf1
Product: nuclear respiratory factor 1
Exons: 11
Coding region: 108-1628 (506 amino acids)
Biological process (GO): regulation of transcription by RNA polymerase II
Cellular component (GO): nucleus
Molecular function (GO): DNA-binding transcription factor activity, RNA polymerase II-specific; RNA polymerase II cis-regulatory region sequence-specific DNA binding
Source: RefSeq, a predicted model, not a curated record
UGCUCUUUGUCCUCCAUUAGAGCUCGGAUUCCCAGUUCCACACACCGUACGGCGCAGGCCCGAAGUAGCGCAGCCGCUCUGAGUGUGUUCCAGGUUAGGAGCAGCCAAUGGAGAACCACACCGUGCACCAGACGGAGCACAUGACCACCAUCGAGGCCCACGCGGUAGCCCAGCAGGUGCAGCAGGUACAUGUGGCCACGUACACGGAGCACAGCAUGCUGAGCGCCGACGAGGACUCGCCCUCCUCGCCCGAGGACGACACCUAUGACGACUCCGACAUCCUGAACUCCACGGGCGCCGACGAGGUCACCGCUCACCUGGCCGCUGCAGGCCCAGUAGGCAUGGCAGCCGCUGCUGCCGUGGCGACGGGGAAGAAGCGGAAACGGCCGCACAUCUUCGAGUCAAACCCUUCUAUCCGCAAGAGGCAGCAGACGCGGCUCCUGAGGAAACUGAGGGCCACUCUGGAUGAGUACACCACCAGAGUGGGUCAGCAGGCCAUUGUGCUGUGCAUCUCUCCGUCCAAGCCCAACGCCGUGUUCAAAGUGUUUGGGGCCGCUCCCCUAGAGAACGUGGUGAGGAAGUACAAGAGCAUGAUCCUGGAAGACCUGGAGAGCGCGCUGGCUGAACACGCACCCCCGCCCCCCGAGCUGAGCUCGGAGCUCCCGCCCCUCACCAUCGACGGCAUCCCGGUGUCCGUGGACAAGAUGACGCAGGCCCAGCUGCGGGCCUUCAUCCCGGAGAUGCUGAAGUACUCCACCGGGCGGGGCAAGCCCGGCUGGGGCAAGGAGAGCUGCAAGCCCAUCUGGUGGCCGGACGACAUCCCCUGGGCCAACGUGCGCAGCGACGUGCGGACGGAGGAGCAGAAGCAGAGGCAGGUGUCAUGGACACAGGCCCUGCGGACAAUAGUAAAGAACUGCUACAAGCAGCACGGCCGAGAGGAUCUGCUGUAUGCCUUCGAGGACCAGCAGGUCUCCCAACAGCACGUGGCCACCACCGCCACCCACAGCAUCGCCCACCUCGUCCCCUCACAGACCGUAGUGCAGACUAUCAGCAACCCCGACGGCACUGUGUCCCUCAUACAAGUGGGAACCGGAGCGACGGUGGCGACCCUGGCGGACGCCUCAGAGCUACCCACCACCGUCACCGUGGCCCAGGUCAACUACUCCACGGUGACGGACGGAGAGGUGGAGCAGAACUGGGCCACCCUGCAGGGCGGGGAGAUGACCAUCCAGACCACUCAGGCUUCCGAGGCGACGCAGGCCGUGGCCUCGUUAGCGGAGGCGGCGGUGGCCGCGUCCCAGGAGAUCCAGCAGGGAGCAACCGUUACCAUGGCGCUGAACAGCGAGGCGGCGGCGCACGCGGUGGCGACGUUGGCGGAGGCCACGCUGCAGGGCGGGGGGCAGAUCGUCCUGGCGGGGGAGACGGCGGCGGCGGUGGGGGCGCUCACCGGGGUGCAGGACGCCAGCGGCUUGGUGCAGAUCCCUGUCAGCAUGUACCAGACUGUGGUCACCAGCCUCGCCCAGGGGAACCGGCCCGUGCAGGUCGCCAUGGCGCCCGUCACCACGCGGAUAGACAACACCGUCACUCUGGACGGACAGGCCGUGGAGGUCGUGACCUUGGAACAGUGACACAAGGAGGCUGUUUCUGCCCCUCCUGGUCGUCCUAUGUACAGAAAGUGUGCACAUUUAAUGUGGCAGUCAGGAUUUGUACAGUGUAAAAUGAAUAAUUAUCUUU